Messenger RNA from Sordaria macrospora k-hell, 1347 nucleotides. Lineage: Eukaryota; Fungi; Ascomycota; Sordariomycetes; Sordariales; Sordariaceae. The record is from RefSeq and is a predicted model, not a curated record.
AUGAUCGCCAAGUUGGUAUCGCCGUUGGGCUCCCCCAAGUUGGCUGCCACAACGGCGCAAUUUCGAUCGUUUACCGACCCAAUUCCGGCGCGGCGGGCCUCUCUAUAUCGCCGUGUCCAGGACACAACGUUCGUUCUCCCUCAUGUACCGACCAAGCACAACGUUCCCAAGUACACGCGCGCCGAGUUCCCACGGAAGAUAUGGCAGACUUGGAAAGUCAACCCGCUCGCUUUUGAGCAACGCGAUCUCGACACCGCGCGGUCCUGGGUGGGAAAGAAUCCGUCGUACCGAUACGAAGUUCUGACCGACGGCAAUGACAUGCAGUACGUCGAGUGGCACUUUGGCCCCGACGGAUUCAACCGCCCCGAUAUUGUCAACUUUUACCGGAGUGUCAAGGCCGCGAUUGUCAAGGCCGAUCUCUUGCGAUAUCUGGUUAUGUACGCCGAGGGCGGUCUUUAUGCCGAUAUCGAUGUUGAAGCCCUCAAGCCGCUUUCGAAAUUCGUCCCGGAGCGGUACGACGAAGGCGAUAUCGAUAUGGUCAUUGGCGUCGAAAUCGACGAGCCCGACUGGAAGGACCAUCCCAUUCUGGGACCCAAGUCGCGGUCGUUCUGCCAAUGGACCUUCAUGUGCAAGCCACAACUGCCGGUCAUGAUGAGGCUGAUCGAGCAAAUCAUGACCUGGUUGAGCGGAGUUGCUAAGGAGCAAGGAGUGCCGCUUGCCGAAGUCAAGCUGGAUUUCGAUCAGAUUAUCAGCGGAACGGGCCCAUCAGCUUUUACCAACGCCAUCAUCGCCGAGAUGAACGAGCUCAACGACAACACCGGUAGGCCGAUCACCUGGGACGCUUUCCACGAUUUGGGAGAAUCUAAGCUUGUGAGCCGUGUUCUGGUCUUGACCGUUGAGGCCUUUGCUGCUGGCCAGGGCCACUCCAACUCGGGCAACCAUGACGCGCGUGCUGCCCUCGUAAAGCACCACUACCACGCUUCGAACUGGCCCAGCCGCCACCCGAGAUAUAAGCACCCGGCAUAUGGUGAGGUCGAACAGUGCAACUGGGUUGACGAGUGUGUUAAGAAAUGGGACGAGAACGUGGCCGCUUGGAGCAAGCUCUCGGAAGUCGAACAGAAGAGCAUUCUCGCCGAGAAAGAACGAAAAGAAAAGGAACGCGAGGAACAGCGGAAGAAGGAGGAAGAGGACCGCAAAAAGAAGGAAGAAGAGGACCGCAAGAAGAAAGAGGAAGAAGACAAGAGGAAGAAAGAAGAAGAGGAGGCGAAGGCGGCCAAGGAAAAGGCAGCCAAGGAGAAGAAUGCAGGCAAAGGGGGCGAGAAGGCGGCAAAGGACAACAAAUCUUAG